Rubroshorea leprosula is the source of this 1102-nucleotide messenger RNA. The record is from the annotation of a GenBank genome assembly. NCBI's taxonomy places the organism in Eukaryota, Viridiplantae, Streptophyta, Magnoliopsida, Malvales, Dipterocarpaceae.
GAACCCAGCAAACUGGGUUCACCGAACCCAGCAGACACAAAGGAAGAAGAGGAAGAAAGAAGAGGAAGAAAGAAAAAGAAAAAAAAAAACAAAGGAAGAAGAUGAUCGAAAGAGGGGAAGAAGAUGGAUCAAAAAAGGGAGAUGGGUAAAUUUAGAUUAGUUCAGCAUCAGCCCACGCAGCAUCCAACUUCAGAGGAGUUGAGUAUUGGGCAAAUCAAGUUUAAGGCUUUUGAUUUGGGAGGCCAUCAGAUCGCCAGGAGAGUCUGGAAAGAUUACUACGCCAAGGUCGAUGCAGUUGUUUACCUGGUGGAUGCUUAUGACAAGGAGAGGUUUGCUGAGUCAAAGAAGGAGUUGGAUGCUCUUCUCUCUGACGAGGCCUUAACCAAUGUUCCAUUUCUUAUUUUGGGCAACAAGAUUGAUAUACCAUAUGCUGCCUCAGAAGAUGAAUUACGCUAUCACCUUGGACUGACAAAUUUCACCACUGGCAAGGGUAAGGUAAACCUUGCAGCAGACUCAAAUGUACGUCCCCUUGAAGUAUUCAUGUGUAGCAUUGUUCGCAAAAUGGGCUAUGGAGAUGGUUUCAAGUGGCUUUCUCAAUACAUUAAGUAGUUAGCAAUAUGAAAUAGGAAAUAGGAUUUCCUUUCUUUCAUAGUUAUUCCAUACUGAAUUGAGUUGAAACGUUAAGCCUUUCAAAAUCAUUGAAGGUUCUAUCCUAUACAGUUUUCUUUCUCUUUCUACACCUCCAACUUCACCAUGAGAUUGUGAGGUGUAAAAGUACAGGAUCAUUUUUGGUGACUGACCAUAUGUGGAUGAUACUUAACUUGAUAUAUUUUCAUUGCCAUUUCUCUCAAUCACUACUAUUAUUCAUGCACAUUUACAUUGUGAAUCAUGGACUACCACACGACCGCUCUCCUUGUUUGCGGGAUUCAAUUUGAUGGAUUGCUGUUUCUAGGUAAAAUCAAACAAAUGGUUCCCUUUGUAAUACCGUGAAUGAAUUGGAUGGUUUAAGAAUAAGGCAACCCUUCAUUAAUCUUAAUUGGUCUUUUUCACUUCAUUGUUGAACAUUUAUGCUGAGUAAUGGCAAUUAACUGCUUCCCAAUUA